Dufourea novaeangliae is the source of this 842-nucleotide messenger RNA. It is a transcript of the gene RpL7, whose product is annotated as 60S ribosomal protein L7. The record is from RefSeq and is a predicted model, not a curated record. The coding region runs from base 42 to 800 and encodes 252 amino acids. The transcript has 6 exons. NCBI's taxonomy places the organism in Eukaryota, Metazoa, Arthropoda, Insecta, Hymenoptera, Halictidae. Gene Ontology annotation, biological process: maturation of LSU-rRNA from tricistronic rRNA transcript (SSU-rRNA, 5.8S rRNA, LSU-rRNA). Gene Ontology annotation, cellular component: cytosolic large ribosomal subunit. Gene Ontology annotation, molecular function: RNA binding; structural constituent of ribosome.
UGAAGUGCUCGAGAUUAAAAAUUUCUUUACCUAGCGGAAGAAUGGCGGUCGCAAAGAAAGAAACUGCCCCUUCGGCUAAGAAGCUGCCAGCAGUACCAGAAUCGGUACUUAAAAGAAGAAAAGCUCGCGAAGCAGUUAAGGCUGCACGUCUUCAAGUCUCGAUUAAGCAACGUGCAAACCGUUAUAAAAAAAGGAAAGAAAUCUUUAAGAAGGCAGAAAAAUAUGUGAGGGAAUACAGAACAAAAGAGAGAGAUGAAAUUAGAUUAAUGAGACAAGCCAAAAAUCGUGGAAACUACUACAUCCCUGGAGAAGCACGUCUUGCCUUUGUUAUUCGUAUUCGGGGUGUGAAUCAAGUUGCACCCAAAGUACGCAAGGUACUUCAGUUAUUCCGUUUAAAGCAGAUCAACAAUGGCGUAUUCAUUAAACUGAACAAAGCAACCAUUAACAUGCUUCGUAUUGUUGAACCUUAUAUUACAUGGGGGUAUCCAAAUCUGAAGUCAGUUCGUGAACUGAUUUACAAGAGGGGAUUUGCCAAAAUAAAUAGACAGCGUAUUCCUAUCACCAGCAAUGCUGUUAUUGAGAAAAAGCUUGGCCGCGCUGGUAUUAUUUGUACAGAAGACUUGAUCCAUGAAAUAUUCACAGUUGGAUCAAAGUUCAAGUAUGCAAGCAAUUUCUUAUGGCCAUUCAAGCUCAACACACCAAAUGGUGGAUGGCGCAAGAAGACUAACCAUUACGUUGAAGGCGGUGAUUUUGGAAACAGAGAAGAUAAAAUCAACGAACUUCUCAGGAGAAUGGUUUAAGUUUAUAAAAAUCUUGAUAAAUAAACAUAUAAAUACAAUACA